CCCCUUUGACCUUGUUUUGUGGUUUGAGUGCCGGAGACAGCUGUCAAAACGAUAGUUAUGUCGGAAGAAAAUUCCUCAGGUUUAGAAAACGAAACGAAAGAUGCUGCGACUCUGUCGGAAUUAUUUGACAAAGCGUUCGAGUUGUUUAAUAACAUAAACAAGACGGACGAACCUACGAACAGUCCGAAAAUUCAGUCUGAUGUGAAACGAACCAUGAAUAUGUUACAAGAAGCGACAAAGCUGGUGUCGAUAGUCGAUAUGUUUAGCUCGAAUGAAAGUUUCGAAGAAGUGGCUACGGAAAAUAUCAAGUAUUUUUUGCUGCCUGCCUUCCUUGGUACGCUCACUACAAAAAUUUGUAACACAGAUGACCGAAUGCACAACGUUAAUGUUGCCGAAAUUUAUUUCGUCGACUUUUUGAAGCGCGUUAAAGCUUACGGUUUAACUGAUAUCCAAGUGCCCGAAAUUAAAUCGGAACAUGGGCAAGAAACCGCGUCCGGGAAGGUUCGAACGAAUGCGGAAUUGAUUACCGACAUGGUAAAUCGGAGAAAUACGAAACUGCAGAGAUACAAAGAACAAAAGGAGUUGGAAUCACGUUUAGAAACGUUGCAGAAAAAUUUGUCAAAUCCAAACAUAGAUGACGAAGUUAAGAGAGAUUAUUUCGUGACGAUGAUUAAAUUAUACGUAAACCUUACGAUAGAAGAACUGAGUUCGUUAGCCGCGGAAAAACCAAUUUUAGAACACAUGAAAAGAAUGGGGAAAAGUGAAACUAUGUCUGGUCACGUUUCACACAAGCAUCAACCGUCUCCACCCAAGUUACAACCGAUUAUUAUCACCCGAAACGAAGUGCAAAAGAAAGUUUACGGAGCUGGCUAUCCUAGUUUACCUGUUCUCACUGUCGAAGAAUUUUUCGACAAACGAGUGAAAGAUGGAGAUUGGCCUAAUCCUGCUGAGCAACAUCAGGCUAAUACAAAAUACUUACAAGACAUGGUAAACAAUCAGGGAAAGGACGACGAACAAGAAGAUAUUAGAAAAGAAAAUGCGAUCGAAGAGGAUGAUCCAGAGACUUUGAAGCAAUUACGUGCCAUGGAUGAGUAUAAAGAUACACAUAGAAGGGGAUGGGGUAAUCGUGCUAAUAGAAGUUGAACACGAAAAAAUUACCGUCAAGAGUAUGUUAGUUAACAUCUUUUAUAUGCAUGCAUAUAUUAACCAUCCUAUCACAUUUCAUAUCCAACAGUGUAUCCGUAUCUUGUCCGUCUUCUUUCCAGAU
This is a messenger RNA of Habropoda laboriosa, 1267 nucleotides long. It is a transcript of the gene Tap42, whose product is annotated as immunoglobulin-binding protein 1. Gene Ontology annotation, molecular function: protein phosphatase 2A binding. The record is from RefSeq and is a predicted model, not a curated record. Lineage: Eukaryota; Metazoa; Arthropoda; Insecta; Hymenoptera; Apidae. The transcript is spliced from 4 exons. Gene Ontology annotation, biological process: regulation of dephosphorylation; regulation of signal transduction. Bases 58 to 1143 code for a protein of 361 amino acids. Gene Ontology annotation, cellular component: cytosol.